AUGCUCCCCAUUGGCCCCCCCCCGACCCCAUUGACCCCAUUCUCCUUUCCCCCCCCCUCCCAGACCUCCUGGUGGGCGCCUUCGGGGUGGACACGGCCGUGGUGUUCAGGGGCCGCCCCAUUGUCCACGCCAGCGCCGUGCUCAGCAUCGCCCCCACCAUGGUGAACCCCGAGGAGCGAGGCUGCGUCCUGGACAGCGGCACUCACGUGGCCUGCAUCAACGUCAGCUUCUGCCUCAACGCCUCUGGGCGCCACCUCCCCCGCUCCAUUGGGUUCUCGGUGGAGCUGAGCGUGGACACGGCCAAGGGGGGGGGCUCCCGGCGGGCGCUGCUGCUGCCGGGGGGGGUCCCCACGCGCAGCCUCACCCUGCCCGUGCCCAAUGGCAGCGGAGCCCGGUGCCACAGCGCGGCCCUGUUCCUGCGGAAUGAGUCCGAGUUCCGGGACAAGCUCUCUCCCAUCGCCGUGGGGCUCAGCUUCGCCCUGGACCCACGGGCGCCCCCCGAUGCCCAUGGGCUGCACCCGGUGCUGGCGGCGCAGACACGCACCCACCUGGAGGCAAAGGCUCACAUCCAGCUGGACUGUGGUGAGGACAAUGUGUGUGUGCCCGACCUGCACCUGGAGGCCUUUGCUGACCGCCGCGCCGUGUACCUGGGGGACCGGAACAGCCUGAACCUCACCUUCCAUGCCCGGAACCAGGGCGAGGGGGGGGCCUACGAGGCCGAGCUCCACGUGCGGCCCCCCCCACACGCCCAGUACACGGGGGUGCUGCACCCACAUGGGAACUUCUCUGCCCUCAGCUGUGAGCUGGGGGGGGGCAACGGCUCCGGGGCCCUCAUCUGCGACCUGGGGAACCCCAUGAAGGCCGGGGCCAGCAUCUGGGGGGGGCUGCGCUUCACCAUCCCCCACCUGAGCGACAGCAGCAAAAGCAUCCGCUUCGAGCUGCAGAUCCGCAG
Pezoporus occidentalis (night parrot) is the source of this 952-nucleotide messenger RNA. RefSeq names its product integrin alpha-5-like. Gene Ontology annotation, cellular component: integrin complex; external side of plasma membrane. The annotation marks the transcript as partial. The transcript has 9 exons. Lineage: Eukaryota; Metazoa; Chordata; Aves; Psittaciformes; Psittacidae. Gene Ontology annotation, biological process: cell adhesion mediated by integrin; integrin-mediated signaling pathway; angiogenesis. The record is from RefSeq and is a predicted model, not a curated record. Gene Ontology annotation, molecular function: integrin binding.